GAGGUGCGGCAGGCCACGCCCACUCGCUAACGGUUUUUGCGUCGAUGCUCAGGUUUCUCCAGUCACUGUCUUCAGGAGCCGCUUUCACCUAUGUGGCUGUUUUAGUUUGACACGAUGACAGACGCGGCAGAGGGCGACGAGGAAUAUCAGUUUCUACGCAAGGGGGAUGAGGUGGUUUUACAGAGUACCUUCACCUCUCAAGCAGAACAUGCGAAGCUCUGUCUUGCAGCGGAGGGAUUUGGCAGCAGACUUUGCAGGCUCGAGGCCACCUCUAACUGCCAGAAUGUCCCACCAGACCUGUCUGUGUGUGGCUUUGUCUUAGCCCAAUGUUUGUCUGUCCGGGCCCUGCAGGAGAUGGUGACGCAUAGUCAUCACCCAGAAGCCGAGGUGGAUGCUGGAGGAAGCCAUCGCACCCUUCUGUAUGGGCAGGCAGUGUUGUUCCUACACUCAUUCAGUGGCAUGUAUCUUAGCUGCUUGUCUUCAUCCCAAUCUUCAACUGACAAGCUGGCUUUUGAUGUUGGCCUGCAAGAGGAUAAAGCAGGUGAGGCGUGUUGGUGGACCAUCCACCCAGCCUCCAGACAGAGAUCAGAGGGUGAGAAAGUGCGUGUUGGAGAUGAUCUGAUACUGGUUAAUGUGUCCUCAGAAAGAUAUCUGCACCUGUCCUUCGGUGCUGUAACAGACAACAGAAGCUUGAGUGACAAGGUGAUUGUUAAUGCAGCCUUCCAGCAGACUCUCUGGAGUGUCGCUCCCAUCUGCUCUAGAGGUGGAGUUGCUCAAGGAUACCUAAAAGGGGGUGACACGUUGCGGAUACUCCACAGCCACAGUGACGCAUGUCUGACAAUUCCCUCUACAGAGCAGGGAGAGGACCUGCAAAGGAUAAUGCAUUAUGAAAUUGGAUCAGCCUCUGGCUAUGCUCGCUCUCUCUGGAGACUGGAGAUUCUUCGUGUCGCCUGGAGUGGCAGACAUACAUGCUGGGGCCAGCCAUUCAGACUAUGCCACAUAACUACUGGGAGGUACCUAGGUCUUACAGCAGACCGAGGCCUGCAUCUUGUUGAUCGGGACAAAGCAGACAUCAACACAACCUCUUUCUGCUUUCAACCCUCAAAGGAGAAGCUUGACGCUGGCACAAAGUCUAAUGCUGAUGGCAUGGGCAUCCCCGAGAUCAAGUAUGGAGAUUCUGUUUGUUAUGUUCAUCAUGUUGCAUCUGGACUCUGGCUCACCUAUCAAUCCACUGAUGCAACAUCUCCUCGCACAGGGGGAGUUCAACGGACGGCCAUUUUGCACAAUGAGGGGCACAUGGAUGAUGGGCUGACACUGUCACGUUCCCACAAGGAGGAAUCUCAAACCGCCUGUCUCAUCCGGAGUGCUUUUUUUCUAUUAAAUCACUUUAUCAGGGAACAAGGAAACUUGUCUUCAGUCAGUUCGCCAGUGGAGAAGCUGAGGUGUAGUCUGCAAGAUUUAAUAAGGCAUUUCCAACCACCACUGGAUGGGCUAGACCAUGAAGCGAAACAGAAUAGCAUGACAGCACUAAAGAAUCGGCAGAACAUGUUUCGAGAAGAGGGUGUGAUAGAUUUGGUUCUGGAUUGUAUAGACCGGCUACACCAGUAUAGUAAUGCUUCACACGUUCCUGAAGUGGCUCAGAGUGAGAUGGGAGAAGAAUGGGAAACCAUAUUAAACCUUUUGUAUGAGCUGCUAGCUGCUCUGAUCCGAGGGAACCGUGUAAACUGUGCACAUUUCUCAGGCUCUCUUGACUGGCUGAUUAGUAGGCUUGACCGACUGGAGGCUUCCUCUGGGGUCAUGGAUGUUCUGCACUGUGUCCUAGUGGAAAGUCCUGAGGCACUCAAUGUCAUCAAAGAAGGGCACAUUCAUUCUAUCAUCUCUUUCCUUCAUAAGCACAGACACAACCACAAGGUGCUUGAGGUGCUGUGCUCUCUGUGCGUGUGCCAUGGUGUAGCAGUGCGGUCCAAUCAGAACCUCAUCUGUGACAAUCUCCUGCCAGAAAGAGACUUGCUGCUCCAAACACGCCUGGUUAAUCAGGUCACAAGCAUGAGGCCAAACAUCUUCUUGACCAUGGGGGAAGAGUCAGCUCAGAACCGGAGGUGGUACUAUGAGCUGGUUGUUGAUCAAGUCGACCCCUUCCUCACACCUGAGCCCACUCACCUGCGUGUUGGCUGGGCUUGCACCGAGGGCUAUCACCCCAGGCCCACUGGAGGAGAAGGCUGGGGAAGCAAUGGGGUGGGAGACUGCCUGCGCUCCUAUGGCUUUGAUGGGCUUUAUCUUUGGUCAGGCUGUGUGGGCCGAAGAGUAAGUUCUCCCUUUCCUCACCUGCUGAAAAAUGACGACGUGGUCAGCUGCUGUCUUGACCUCACUGCUCCCUCCAUCUCCUUCCGGGUCAACGGUCUCCCUGUGCAGGGCAUGUUGGAGAACUUCAACGCUGUUGGAUUUCUUUAUCCUGUGGUCAGCUUUUCAGCCGGAGUCAAGGUUCGUUUUCUCUUUGGAGGACGUCAUGGAGAGUUUCGCUUCCUACCCCCACUGGGUUUUGCUCCAUGCACAGAGGCUUUGCUCCCAAAAACCAAACUGACAUUAGAGCCUUGUCAUAAAUAUAUCUCAGAUUACGGAGAUGGGAAACAUGAACUUACUGGUCCCUUGGUACCAGUCUCUCCAGUUACUUUUACACCCACACCCGUAGACAUAAGCAAGGUGGUACUGCCCCCACAACUUCAGGACAUUAAAGAAAAAAUGGCACAAAAUAGCCAUGAACUGUGGGCAAUGGACAAAAUUGACCUUGGAUGGACAUAUGCACCUGUGAGAGAUGAAAGUAAGAAGAAUGAACCUUGCCUUGUGGGGUUCUCUAGGCUUCCAGAGCAGGAGAGGAACCAGAAUCUUCAGAUGGCUGAGGACAUCCUCAGGACUCUACUUGCCCUUGGUUUCCACAUUGGUUUGACUGAUGUCAGUGCUGAAGAGAGAGUCAAAUACAUGAGGCUAUCGAACAAGUAUGAGCAGCCCAGUGGUUUCAGACCUGCCCCAAUAGACAUGAGCCAGGUUACUGUGAGCCCAGCCAAUGAUGAAGUGAUUAACUUGUUGGCAGAGAAUGAUCACAAUGCGUGGGCUAAAGAACGUGUCAAGCAGGGAUGGACAUAUGGAGCCCAACAGGAUGUGAAAUGGAAGCGGAGCCCAUACCUUGUGCCUUAUAACCUCCUUGAUGAAAGGAAUAGGAGAUCGGGCAGGGAAAGUGUCAGAGAAGCUGUCUGUGUUCUGCUGCUCUAUGGUUACAGCCUCGAGCCCCUCAGCCAGGAACUGACCACAUUAUCAAAAACAUCUCUAUUUUCUGCUGAGAAGUGCAGAGUGUUCAGAGCAGAUAAAUCUUAUGCUGUGACCCAGGGGAAGUGGUAUUUUGAAUUUGAAGCACUGACAGCAGGGAAUAUUAGAGUGGGCUGGGCUCGACCAGGCUGCACUGCAGAUAAGGAGCUUGGCUCAGAUGACCAGGCAUAUGUCUUUGAUGGAUCUGAGGCUCAGUGGUACCAUCAGGGUGGUGAGCCCCUGGGACGUUUGUGGCAGAGAGGCGAUGUGGUGGGUUGCUUGGUGGACAUGGAUGAACAGACCAUGAUGGUCACGCUCAAUGGAGAGGUUCUGUUUAAUGACAGAGGAUCAGAACUGGCUGCCAAGGAUUUUGAAAACAAAGACGGCCUUUUACCUGUGGUCAGUGUUGGGGUGAACCAGAUGGGGAGGCUGAACCUAGGCCGUCAAGUCGCCACUCUACAGUACUAUACUGUGUGUGGUCAGCAGGAAGGCUAUGAACCAUUUGCUGUCAACAUGGCCAGAGAUCCAGCCUUGUGGAUGAGUUGGAAACAGCCUCAGUUUACCUGCAUAAAACCUGAUGAUCACAACGUGCAGGUGGUUAAAGUCAGUGGAUCAGUGGAUUCCUUAUCACACCUGAGAGUUUCUCAGCGGUUGUUUGGUCACCACAAUGGAGCUGCCGACAUUGGCUUUUACCGAAUCAGCAUGUCAGUUCAAUGUGCAUCUACCCUCACUAGUCCUGCAGGCGUUGUGCUUCCAGUGACUUCCAAUGUUGUUUCACCAGGAAGGAAGGAGCAAGAGGAGGUGGACUCUGAGUUUGAAGUGUUGAUGAAAUCAGCCCACAGUUUUGCUGGCUCAAGGGAUGAGCUCUGCAAUAAGGAUCAUAGCCAAGACAAAACAUCAAGACUGAAACAACGGUUCAUGCUCAAGAAGACUAAACCAGGACUAGUCAGCAGCAACUCUUCGGCACGUCUUUUAGAAGAUGUCGUAGCUGACAAAGAUAACUACGAACACCUCAUCUCUAGCUCCAGAUUUUAUUACUCAGUGAGGGUUCUUCCCGGCCAGGAGCCAUUCAAUGUGUGGGUGGGAUGGGUGACUCCUGACUUUCAUUCGUGUGAUAUGGCAUUUGACAGCGAUGCUGUUCACACUGUGACUGUCACCCUUGGAGAUGACAGUGGUAAAGUGCAGGAAAGUGUGAAGCGGUCCGACUGUUACAUGGUGUGUGCUGGAGAAGCAACAGGCCUGUCUCAGAGUCGGAGAAGCUCAGGGCUAGAAAUUGGCUGUUUGAUAGACACCGCGACAGGUCUGCUCACAUUUACCUCCAGUGGAGUCGAGAUGGCCACCUUCUACCAAGUGGAACCCAGCACAAAGCUUUUUCCUGCUGUAUUUGUUAAAUCAACCACCAGCAACAUGUUUCAGUUUGAACUAGGGAGCAUUAAGAAUGUGAUGCCAUUAUCAGCAGGUUUACUCCGCAGCCAUCGGAGAAAUACAUCUCCUCAGUGUCCCCCAAGGUUUCAGGUCCAGCAUCUCAGCACAGGCACCUGGACCAGAGUGUCAGACCAAGCAUUGAAGGUGCUGGUGGAUCGGCCAGAUGAUUUCAAUGGCUGGAGAAUCCAGUGCACUGAGCCCCAGCAAGUCAUGACCCUACAGAUCCCUGAUGAAAACAGGUGUGUUGACAUUUUGGAGCUCUCCGAACUUGACGAUCUCUUGACCUUUCAUUACCACACGCUCCUCCUCUACUGCUCUUUAUGUGCCUUUGGCAACACCAGAGUUUGUCAUGCCCUCUGCAGUCACGUGGACCAGUCACAAAUGUUUCAUGCCAUUCAGAAUCCCAGCCUACCUGGCUCACUCCGCUCUGCUUUUUACCAGCUACUUAUUCAGAUUCAUCUUAACAGUCACAUGACAGCAUGCGUUACUAUGAGCCAUGAGUAUAUUGUCCCAAUGUCAGACCAGAUCAGAGACACCGCCUUUUGUCCCAGUUCUUCGAAUGACUGGAUUGGUGAGAGUUUCAAACCUUUGGAUGGAUUUCCCAACAGCAGUUGUAGCACAACCCUUAAACCACAGUUGGGUUUCUUAGCACCUUGUUUUGUCUGGAACGAGGAGGUUGGAGAAGAUGGUUCACCUGAAAAAGCUUUCACGGACAGCCCAGAAAUCCCACUGGACAUUCUGAAGAAUCUGACUGUGAAGAUGCUGACAUCAGGAGUCUGGGCUGUGGGUCAUGGUGUGAGGGAUCCUGUAGGAGGCGGCAUUGAUUUUCUGCUGGUUCCGCUAAUUAGGCUAUUCCAUACCUUAUUGGUAAUGGGAGCAUUUCAGGAUAAAGAUCUGGGUGAAGCUCUGAGACUAAUAGAGCCAGAAGUCUUCUCUAUGACUUCUGACACCUAUGAGAAUGAUGAAACAAGAGAGGGUGAGGAUGAAGAGGAAUGGACACGGGACAAGAAAAAUAAACAUUACCCUCCUAAACAGGGACUUCUUCAAAUGAAGCUCUCAGAAGCUGUAAAACUUGAGCUUUGCCAUUUGCUGUCCUACCUGUGUGAUUGCCAGGUGCGCCACAGGGUGGAAGCUGUAGUUGCCUUCUCUGACAUCUUUGUGCAGCAGCUUCAGGAGAACCAGCGCUGGCGCUACAACCAGGUUGUGGAAGCUCUCAACAUGUCUGCAGCUCUCACUGCUCGCAAGACCAAGGAGUUCCGUUCACCCCUCGAAGAGCAGAUGAAAAUGCUGCUGAGCUUCAGAAAGGGUGAGCAGCAGGAGAACUGCUCAUGUCCAGUUGAAAUUCAACAGCUCCUGCAAGACUUUCAUCAGCUCCUUAGCACACAUUGUGGCAUUGAAUUGGACACUGACUCAGAUGAUGAAGAGAAUGCUGAGAUGUCUGUAAGAGAUUGGCUUUUCAGCCUAGUGCCAAAAAUCAUUGGAGCAAGGAAGACAGCCAUAGAAGCAGGAAAGUGUAUGCUGCAGAGUGCCCAAUCCCUUAAGAAGCUGAUCUCUGAGACAAUGGUACGCUGGGCUCAAGAGAGUGAGAUGGAAGACCCUGAACUGGUCAGGGCUGUUUUUAACUUGCUGCAUCGCCAGUAUGAGGGUCUUGAUGGGCAAAUGGCACGACCACUGUCAAGGGCCUAUUGCAUCAGUCAGGCUUCGGUUGAUGACACAAUGUGUCUGCUAGCCUCCCUGGGCCAAAUACGUUCUCUUCUCAGUGUCCGCAUGGGUAAAGAAGAGGAGAGACUCAUGAUCAGAAAACUAGGAGAUAUCAUGAACAAUAAAGUUUUCUACCAGCACCCCAACUUAAUGAGGGCAUUGGGGAUGCAUGAGACAGUGAUGGAGGUGAUGGUGAAUGUUCUAGGAGAAGGAGAGUUGAAGGAGAUUACUUUUCCAAAAAUGGUGGCCAGCUGCUGCAGAUUCCUGUGUUACUUUUGCCGUAUCAGCUGUCACAAUCAGGGAGCAUUGUUUGACCAUCUCAGCUACCUGCUGGAAAAUAGCCGUGUUGGAUUAGCUUCACCAUCAAUGCGUGGUGCCACUCCCUUGGAUGUGGCAGCUGCCUCUGUAAUGGAUAAUAUUGAACUAGCCUUAGCAUUAAAUGAGUCCGACUUGGAAAAGGUGGUGCAGUACCUUGCUGGCUGUGGUCUGCACAGCUGUCCAAUGCUAGUGGUUAAAGGCUAUCCAGACAUUGGUUGGAAUCCUGUGGAGGGAGAGCGAUACCUGGACUUUCUGCGGUUUGCUGUCUUCUGCAAUGGUGAGAAUGUAGAGGAGAAUGCUUAUGUAGUCCUGAGGUUGCUCAUUCGCCGUCCUGAAUGCUUUGGCCCUGCCUUGCGAGGUGAUGGGGGGAAAGGUCUCCUUGUGGCCAUGAAGGAAGCCAUCAGGAUGUCUGAAGAUCUGUCUGUUGAUGGACCUUCUUCCACAUACCAGGAUCCUGUCCAGGAUAACGAUGAUGACCUCAUUCAUAUGGGGCAUGCCAUUAUGACUUUCUAUUCAGCCCUUAUUGACUUGUUGGGACGCUGUGCGCCAGAGAUGUAUUUGAUACAACAAGGCAAAGGAGAUGCCAUUCGCAUCAGGGCAAUUCUGAGGUCACUCAUCCCCAUUCAGGAUCUUGAGGGAGUUAUUAGCAUCUCCUUUCAAACCCCCUCGGUCUCUAAAGAUGGUCAGGUACAUGAACCUGACCUUUCUACAGUGUUUUGCCCAGACCACAAGGCAGCUAUGGUUCUGUUCCUGGACCGGGUUUAUGGCAUUGAGUACCAGAGUUUCUUUCUUCAUCUAUUAGAAGUUGGCUUUUUGCCUGACUUUCAGGCAGCUGUCUCGCUUGACACUGCUGAUUUAGGAUCCACCGAUAUGGCCCUAGCCCUGAAUAGAUACUUGUGUACAGCUGUGCUUCCCCUCAUCACGAAAUGUUCUUCUCUCUUCUGUGGAUUGGAGGACCAUGCCGUGGUGGUUGAUUCUCUUAUCCAAGCAAUCUAUAGCCUCUCCAAGGCACUUAGCUUGACCAAGGCUCAAAGAGACACUAUUGAAGACUGUUUAUUGGCUGUGUGCAGUAAGCUUCAGCCCUCAAUGAUUCAGCCAUUUUUUAGACGUCUUGUCUUUGAUGCUCCCGAUCUCUCAAACCACAGCAUGAUACCACUGAAGCUCUUAACCAGCCUCUAUGAGCAGAGAUGGAAGUACUACUAUUCACCAACUCGAGGGCAAAGUGACCAUGAUUUGGCCUCAGAAGAUGAGCUUCAUCUGUCUAAAAAGUUGUUCUGGGGAGUGUUCAAGGCCUUGGCAAAGAAGCCCUAUGAGUCUCAGUUGUAUAGACUGUCUGUUCAAUGCCUGACAACAGUGGCCAGCGCUCUGCCUCCAAACCACAUGGACAACAGUUGUUUGUCGCAGCAGGGGAGAAAGGUGUCCAUUGACACAGAUAUGCACUUUGAUCCCCAGCCAGUAGACACUUCCAAUGUGUCAGUCCCAGAGAAACUGGAGUUUGUAGUUAACAAAUAUGCUGAACAUACCCAUGAGAAGUGGUCACUGGACAAGUUUGUCAAUGGCUGGGUUCAUGGAGAUCAGCUAUGUGAGAACACAAAGGUUCAUCCUCUGCUCAAGCCGUACAGGGCUCUGGCUGAGAAGGAGAAGGAGGUGUACCGCUGGGCCAUUAAAGAAACAAUAAAGAGCAUGCUGGCCUUUGGAUGGAGCAUAGAAAGAACUAAAGACUGGGAUGCAUUUGAUAUGCACACCUGCACACGCAGAAUCUCUCAAUCAGGACAGCUGUCCUUUGAAGGAACCUCAACCUUCAGCCCCAAACCUGUGGACUUGAGCAGCAUCACAUUAUCAUGGGAGCAAUGCGCAAUGGCUGAACAGUUAGCUGAAAACUACCACAGUGCCUGGGCUAAGAAGAAGAAAUUAGAGUUUGGAGGUAAAGAAGAGGCUGGUCAUUCUUUGCUUGUACCUUUUGACACCCUGACUGCCAAAGAGAAGAACAAAUUCAGAGAAAGAGCUCAUGAUAUCCUCAAGUUCCUUCAGCUCAAUGGCUACACUGUGCGGAGGGAUCGGAGGACACUUGAGAUGGACUUUCCAGCCAAAGCUACCUGCUUCGGUUACAUUUUCCUUCAGCGAAUGGUGCUUCACACUGAGGAUGUCCAAGAGCACAUACUGGAACUGGAGGUGAUGCAAGCAAGAGGACCGACGUCUAAAGGAGAGAAAGCUUCAAACCAGCAACCAAUAAAUUUCUUUUUCAAGGUCAUCCUUCCUCUUCUGGAACAAUAUGUGAAAAGCCAUCGCCAAUAUUUCCUGUCCAGUUCUUUUUGCUUCAGUGAUAAUAGAUGUCAUGCUUCCAAAAAGGAAAAGGAAAUAAUUGCAAGCCUCUUUUGUAAGCUUGCUGCUCUUGUAAGACACAGAAUAUCACUCUUUGGAAAUGAUGCAUCAUCAGUCGCAAGCACCCUCCAUGUUUUGGCUCAGACUCUGGAUGCUAGGACAUUGAUGAAGUCCAGUUCGGCGUCUGUCUGGGGAUUUUUACAUUCAUUCUUUGAAGCAUCUGCAGUUGAUCUUGAGAUGACACUGGAAAACCUUUCUGUUACCUUCGUCUCUUUGCCUCAGAGCAGGAAUCAGCAGUCUAAAGGAGUGGCCAAUGUUCUCAGUUACACAACCUCCAUCCUUAUUCCCACCCUCACUUCACUCUUCCAGCAUAUUGGCAACCAAAGCUAUGGAGUGGAUAUCCUGGUGGAGAGAAUUCAGGUGUCGUGUUACAGGAUCCUAAACAGCCUAUAUUCUCUUGGCACCAGUAGGAGCAUCCACAUGACAGGGCAAAGGCCAGCAGCAGGUGCUUGUCUGGCAGCUCUGACUGGGGCUUUUCCUGUAUGUUUCCUGGAGCCAGAACUCAACCAAAAUAACCCCUACUCCAUCUACAACACAAUGAGUGAUACUCAAAGAGAAGAUCUGGGAUUGCCAGAGCAGGUGGAGGACAUGUGUCCUCUUCUGCCUUCUCUGGAACAGACCCUGGGUGAAGUGGAGGUGUUGGCAGAGGCUGGUGCUGGAGCUCUACAGACCCACUAUCUCCAUGUCACUGAGGUCACUUUGCCCAUGCUGUGCAGCUAUAUGUCCCGGUGGUGGCGCUGGGGCCCUGAGGGUCAUCCAGCCCAUCCAAACUGCACCGCUGUUAUUCCUCAGCAUGCCAGUGACCUACUUGGCAGUAUUCUCCGUAUAAUUCACAACCAUGUGGGCAACAGCCAGGGUGAUUGGAUGAAACAUCUGGCAGUGUUUUCUCAGUCAAUCAUAUGCAAAGCCAGCACUGAGCUGCUGAGAAGCCACUUUAUACCACUGAUGGAAAAGUUAAGGAAGAGAGCAGAAUGUGUGAUGCUGGAGGAAGAGCAGAUGAAGGCAGAAGGCUGUUGUGCCUCUGAAGAGGAGUUACAGAUCCAGGAAAAGUUCACUGUGUUGGUUCGAGAUCUCUACGCCUUCUAUCCCAUAGUUAUCCCAUUUGUGGAUUUAAAUAGGGCCAGCUGGCUGAAAGAGUCAAACCCCGAGGCUGAGCAGCUGUUCAGCAUGGUGGCAGAGGUCUUUAUAUUCUGGGCCAAAUCUCAUAAUUUUAAAUGGGAGGAACAGAAUUAUGUGGUUACAAAUGAAAUCAAUAACUUGGCAUUUUUGGUCAACAAAGACAACAUUUCCAAGUCAAGCCAUGAGAGAAAGAAGAUAAGGAGGAAGGGGGACCGGUAUUCCACAAACACAUCUCUAAUUGUGGCUUCCAUUAAGAGGCUACUCCCUGUGGGACUCCAUGUUUGUUUCCCAGUCGACCAUAGCCUCAUCAUGCUGGCUAAGACUAGAUUCUCUCAGAAGAACACUGAAGAUGAGAUUCGAGAGCAUGUUCUUAAUGGCCUCAUACAACUUCAGAAUCAGCCAAUAAAUGGUACAAGGCAAGAAAGUAAAUCUGACCAGCGAAGACUGAUUAUUGAUAUCCCAAAGAGUCUGGACCAGAUUCUGAGAGUAGCUCGAGUCCUCUAUUACCUAGAACAGGUGGAACAUCCCCAUCGACAUAACAAACCUGCGUGGCACACGGUCCUAUCUAAACAGAGGAAACGUGCAGUGGUGGCUUGCUUAAGGAUGACUCCCCUCUACAAUCUGCCAAGGCACAGAGCUGUAAACCUGUUCCUCCAAGGCUACAAUAAAUCUUGGAUUUCAGCUGAAGUCCACAACUUUGAGGAAAGGCUUGUUGAUGACUUAGCUAAAGGAAGAAUGAUGGAGCUGCGUGGAGAUGGCCGAGGCAAAGAAAAGGAUGCGGAAAAAGGCGCCAAACCAAUCGAUCCGCUCAUGCAGCUGAUUACAUUCUUCAGUCGAAGCUCCCUGACAGAAAGGAGUAAGCUUGGAAACGACAGUCUCUACAAGACCUAUGCUGCUAUAAUGGCCAAGAGUUGCCACAGAGACGAUGAUGAUGCUGAUGCUGAUGCUGAUGAUGGUGUUAAUAAUGAACAUGAGGCUGAAAGUUUUGAAGAGAAGGAAAUGGAGAAACAAAGGAUGCUGUACCAGCAGGCUAGGUUGCAUUGUCGUGGCGCUUCAGAAAUGGUUCUGCAAAUGAUAAGUGCCAGCAAAGGGGCAAUGGACUCAAUGAUUUCACCCACACUCAAGCUGGGUAUUGCUGUUCUUAAUGGAGGGAAUGUCACUGUUCAGCAGAAAAUGCUCCAUUAUCUGCAAGAUAAGCGAGAUGUUGGCUUCUUUCAGAGCAUGGCUGGUCUCAUGCAGUCAUGUAGUGUUCUGGAUCUGAACGCAUUUGAGAGGCAGAACAAAGCAGAAGGAUUAGGCAUGGCCAUGGAUGAGAGCUCAGGAGAGAAGGCGAUGCCCGAUAAAGACCUAACUUGUGACCUGUUCCGUUUUCUGCAGCUACUCUGUGAAGGACACAACUUAGAUUUCCAGAAUUACUUGAGAACGCAAACAGGAAACAACACCACUGUCAACAUUAUUAUAUCCACUGUGGACUAUUUACUAAGAGUACAGGAAUCAAUCAGUGACUUCUACUGGAACUACUCAGGAAAGGAUGUCAUUGAUGCACACGGUCAACACAACUUCUCUACGGCUAUUGAAGUAGCUAAACAGGUCUUCAAUACCCUCACAGAGUACAUACAGGGCCCAUGUACUGAGAAUCAACAGAGUCUAGCUCACAGUCGUCUGUGGGAUGCUGUAGUGGGUUUCCUCCACGUCUUUGCCCACAUGCAGAUGAAGCUCUCUCGGGAUUCAAGGCAAAUUGAGCUUUUGAAACAGUUGAUGGACUUACAAAAGGACAUGGUUGUGUUUCUGCUUUCCAUGUUGGAGGGUAAUGUUGUCAAUGGAACUAUUGGAAAGCAGAUGGUGGAUAUGUUGGUGGAGUCGUCGGGCAAUGUGGAGAUGAUCCUGAGGUUUUUUGACAUGUUCCUCAAACUUAAAGACCUCACCUCCUCUGAUGCCUUCAGAGAGUAUGACCCUGACCAUAAGGGAUGCAUUUCCAGGAAGGACUUUCAGAAAGCCAUGGAAAAUUGCAAACGUUUCUCGCUAACUGAGAUGAAUUUCCUACUUUCCUGCAUGGACAAUAAUGAAAGUGAUAUGGUCCAUUAUGAGGCCUUUGUCAGUCGCUUCCAUGAACCAGCUAAAGACAUUGGGUUCAGCAUCGCGGUUCUACUCACCAAUUUGUCUGAACACAUGCCCACAGAUCCGAGACUAAGGACAUUCCUGGAGCUGGCAGACUCUGUCCUGACUUACUUCCAGCCCUCUCUAGGAUGUAUUGAAAUUCUUGGCAGUGGGAAGCGUAUUGAACGUGUCUACUUCGAGAUCAGUGAAGCUAGCCGCACACAGUGGAAGAAGCCCCAGGUCAAAGAGUCCAAGAGGCAGUUCAUUUUUGAUGUGGUCAAUGAGGGAGGAGAGAAGGAAAAGAUGGAGAUGUUUGUGAAUUUUUGUGAGGACACUAUAUUUGAGAUGCAGCUUGCAGCACAAAUAUCUGGAUCUGAUGUUGGAGAAAAGCACACACCAGAAGAACUGGAGGAAAAGACAAAGAGCAAGGAGGAAGACCCCAAAGGACUGUUUUUCAUAAAUCACUGCUGGUUGUUGUUGACAUCGCUUCUUUCUGUUAAAAGCCUGAAGAAACUGAUGAAGAUGACUCUAAAGGACAUCCUAAUGCUGGCUCUUUUCUUCAUUAGAUUCAUUUUUAUGACUCAAGUUCAGUGCAUUUGUGUUGUCAUUCGCAGCAUUCUGUAUGUGCUGUAUGUAGUUUUUGUUAAUGGUGGAGUCAUAGAGGGAGCCAAAAAAAUGCAGCUGUCUGACUUGGUUGGUGGUAUCAUUGAGCCAACUCUUGAUGAGGUCAUGGAGGUGCCAAGCAGUGUGGAUCAGAGGAGAAAGUACUCAGCCAGUUUCCCCUCCCAGAGAGAAUUGAUGGAGAUUGGUCAGGUGGGAUCUCUGACCUCCCAAAGGGAGGUGGACAUACUGUCGGACAUAUUUGGCCUUAAAGUGAAGAAGGAGGGAGGUCAAUACAGACUUAUAACAAAGGACCUCACUGCCAGUCUGACUGACUUGUUCAGCACAACCUCCAGAACAACUAGCGCAGCAGAAUUUCCAGAAGAGCAUCAGAGAACGCAGUUUAAGACCAGCGGUGCCUCGGAGGAAAAAGCAGAAGAUGAGAAAAUACCUGAGUUAGAUGACACAAAAGUGAAGGACUUGGAGGCGAAGACUGGGAAUGAGAAAGCAAAGGCAGAAUUGAGAGCCCGGAGAUGCUCUAAUAAGUCUGAGGAAUCAAAAAGCCAACAUUCUGCCUUCUGGGAGAUGAUAAGCACUCAUAACAAGAGUCUGCUGAAUUACUUUGCAAGGAAUUUUUAUAAUAUGCGCCUUCUGGCUCUGUUCGUGGCCUUUGCAAUCAACUUCAUCCUUCUCUUCUACAAGGUCGCAUCCUUGCCUCCGAUGCCAGAGAGGCAAAAUGCGAUCUCAUCUGUUCACAGUGAAGACCUGGACUCUGCUGCUGUGGAGGACAAUAGAAGCGGAGUUUAUUUUGUGCUAGAGGAGAGCAGUGGAUAUAUGGAACCAUCGCUUCAUUUCCUGGCUGUAGUGCACACAAUCAUUUCCUUUUGUUGUAUUAUCGGCUACUACUGCCUCAAGGUACCACUGGUGAUCUUCAAACGUGAGAAAGAAGUGGCGCGAAGGCUGGAGUUUGACGGGCUGUAUGUGACAGAGCAGCCCCCUGAGGAAGACAUCAAAGGGCAGUGGGACCGACUGGUCAUUAACACACCAUCAUUUCCCAGUAAUUACUGGGAUAAAUUCGUGAAAAGGAAGGUACUGGAUAAAUAUAGUCAGUUUUAUGGCUGUAAGAAAAUAAGUGAGCUCCUGGGUGUGGACCAAACUGCUUUAGACUUCAGCGCAGAAAAAAAGGAAAGAAGGCUUAGGAGGGAAUCCUGGAGUUCUCUAUUUAAUUCCAUUGACAUGAAAUACCAGGUCUGGAAACUAGGAGUCGUUUUCACUGAUAAUUCCUUUUUGUACUUGGCCUGGUACAUGAUCAUGUCAGUUCUGGGUCAUUAUAACAACUUCUUCUUUGCGGCCCACCUUUUGGACAUUGCCAUGGGCUUUAAGACACUUCGUACCAUCCUUUCCUCUGUGACACACAACGGGAAACAGCUGGUCCUCACUGUAGGCCUCCUGGCUGUUGUGGUUUACCUCUACACCGUUGUGGCCUUCAAUUUCUUCAGGAAGUUUUACAAUAAGAGCGAUGAAAAGAACGGUGAAGACAUGAAAUGCAACGACAUGCUAACUUGUUAUAUGUUUCACAUGUAUGUGGGGGUGCGAGCGGGAGGAGGCAUUGGCGAUGAGAUUGAGGACCCGGCUGGAGAUGAGUUUGAGGUGGAGCGCAUUGUCUUCGAUAUCACAUUUUUCUUCUUUGUCAUUGUCAUCCUCUUGGCCAUUAUUCAGGGCUUAAUAAUUGAUGCCUUUGGAGAGCUCCGUGACCAGCAGGAACAGGUUAAGAAGGACAUGGAGACCAAGUGUUUUAUCUGUGGAAUAGGUAGUGAAUAUUUUGACACGGUCCCUCAUGGCUUUGAGACUCACACUCUACAGGAACACAACCUGGCCAACUAUCUGUUUUUUCUGAUGUAUCUUAUUAACAAGGAUGAAACUGAACAGACGGGACAGGAAUCGUAUGUGUGGAAAAUGUACCAGGAACGCUGCUGGGAAUUCUUUCCUGUGGGAGACUGUUUUCGUAAGCAAUAUGAGGAUCAACUAGGAUAAGAGGAAAUCUGAGAGAUCUUCAAACUCCCUAGAUAAUGUAAUCACAUGGAGGCCUUCUUGGUUGAUGCUCUUGGAUUCACCAAAUGAGCUGGAAUGAGCUGGAAUGGAAUUGUGUGUGUGUGUGUGUGUGUGUGUGUGUGUGUGUGUGUGUGUGUGUGUGUGUGUGUGUGUGUGUGUGUGUGUGUGUGUGUGUGUGUGUGUGUGUGUGCCCUAAUUGAUUUGGGAUUGUUUUUUCCUCCUAAUGUUAUACAUAUUUUAUAUUUAUGCAUGUAUGAUUUUAAUAAAUUAUAUUGUCCAAGUAUCAUUAAUAAAACAAAUAGUGAUGAUUUGGGCAGUAAGUUACACAUUUUGUGAUAAUACAACUAUUGUAUUUAGAAAAACACUGUGGCGCGUUCCUGUUCCAUGCAUUAGUUUCCCUACAUGUAUCUCCACAACACUCUGGGUUUGUCUUUAUGAAGCUCAUGUUUUGUGAAUGGAGUGAUUUGUCUUUCUAAUCACACUCUCACAUCCUUCUCCCCCGUGUGAAAUCGCGAUAAACACUCUCCCUUUGGCAUUUGCUCUCGUUGCCCUCCUCUUCUCUUUCCUCAGGCUUGUCGGUUGUGCUCAUCACUCCAGGAACCCGCUCCCCACCCCCACCUGCCCCCAUCCUUGUUUUGUAUUCAUAUUCCUUCUGCUCUUCCCUCAUCCCCACGCUCAUCUUCAUUUCUUAUCCCUUCUCAUUUCCAGCUGCAGUGUAGCAUGCCUGCAGGUCUCUCAGCACUGGUGUCCCCAGAUACAUGUUUAACUCACUGACUAAAGGA
Betta splendens (Siamese fighting fish) is the source of this 15776-nucleotide messenger RNA. RefSeq names its product ryanodine receptor 2b (cardiac) (gene ryr2b). Gene Ontology annotation, biological process: calcium ion transmembrane transport; intracellular calcium ion homeostasis. The transcript is spliced from 104 exons. Gene Ontology annotation, cellular component: Z disc; calcium channel complex; sarcoplasmic reticulum membrane. The coding region runs from base 115 to 14976 and encodes 4953 amino acids. The record is from RefSeq and is a predicted model, not a curated record. NCBI's taxonomy places the organism in Eukaryota, Metazoa, Chordata, Actinopteri, Anabantiformes, Osphronemidae. Gene Ontology annotation, molecular function: calcium ion binding; ryanodine-sensitive calcium-release channel activity; protein binding.